AUGGCUAUUCGAACAAAUCCCACGCAAGCAGUGUCUUUGCUGCUGAAAAGCAUGAGGAAAGUAGAAAAAGAUGAGGAUUUGAACGAUUUGAAAUCUGACUUGAUCAAGAUAGAGGACCUGUUUGCAAAAGUUAAGAGAAAUGAAGAAGAACUCCUAGACACCUUAGCGACCCUAAAUGGAUAUCUUCACAGUUCCGACAGAAUGAAGUUGAGGAAAAAGAAGGAAGAUAUUCGCAAGAGAAUAGGGGAUUUAACCAAGAACUUGCUUCCAGAUGAUGCUCCACGAAGUAACAAAGGAUUUCCUCAGUCAUCAAGCAAAACAUUUCAAAAUGAGAAGCUCAACAAGAGAAAAGUUGAUCAUAGAGCACUCUUUUGGAGCCAACUUCAAGACUUGGAAAUGCUUAGGGCUGAUUAUAACUAUCUUUUUGAUCCUUGUACAAGGCAAUGCUUCCAUUCUCUCUCACUUUUCCCUGAAAAUGCUGUUAUAAGGAAAUGGAACACAAUUUACUGGUGGUUUGGAAUUGGUUUCAUCAAAAGGAUGCAGAAAGAAGGUGAGCAAGUGUUUGAUGAACUUUUGAAAGGUAAUCUAAUUGUUCCACAUGGUAAUGGAAAUUGCCCUAUUGUGAAAAAAUUCGAAGUUAAUCCUUCCAUCCGUCAUAAGUUUUUGAGUCCAUUGUUACAAAAUGAAAACCAGCUUUGUGGGAUUUAUUCACAAAUGAUAACCUCAUCUCAUCAUGAGAAUCACGCUGAGCAUGUUUCUAAGCUUGGUUGUUUAGCACUUGACCAGCGAAAGGUUAAAUUAAGCGCUGUGAAUGGUUUUAAAUCUAACCAUUGGAGAUCUGUGUUUAAUGUUGGUGCAAGUUAUCUUAACUUCGGGCCACAAUGGUUGGCCAAAAUGGAAAAGUUAGAGGUGCUUCAUCUUGGUCGUUGGCAGGAUUCAGCUUUACAUCACAUUGAAGUGGAGAGUGAAGAAUUUCUGAAGGAGCUGAGGGAUCAGAAGUCUUUGAAGUAUCUUAACCUUCGCGGUAUAUCAAGAAUUUACAACCUUCCACCCACCAUUGUUAAACUUGAGAGGCUUGAAAUUCUUGAUCUCAAGGCCUGUCACAAUCUAGAAACCCUACCUAAUGAUAUAGCACCAUUGAAAAAUCUCAGGCAUUUAGAUUUGUCUCAGUGCUACUUGUUGGAGAGAAUGCCAAAUGGGAUUGAAAAGCUGACCAAUCUCCAAGUCCUCAAGGGAUUUGUAAUAGGUAGUGCUAGAAUGACUCCAUGCAGAUUAUCAGAUCUUUCAAAUCUGAAGAAACUUGAGAGACUCAGCAUACAUAUAGGAAUUGAGGCUAUGAUCCAAGAACAUAAAUUUGAAAGCUUGAAAGAGUUGUUAGAACUUAAGCAUCUGAAAAUAUCAUGGGGUGUGUUUGGCACAAAGCACAGUGAUAUUCAGAUUCUUUUCCCUUCAAGUUUGGUGAAGCUGCAUCUCGAAGGCUUUCCUGGACAGAAACUUCCAGAGUGGUUAAAGCCUAGCAAGCUACAUGAAAGAUUGAAUGAGCUAUAUAUAAUAGGAGGAAAACUUGAAAGCAUAGAUCAUGGUGAAAAUAAUAAACACUGGCCUAUGGAGAUCGUGCGCCUCAAAUACUUAAACCGUUUGAAUGUUGAUGAAACAAAGUUGAAAGUGUGGUUUCCUGCGCUGAAUUAUGCAGAAAUAAGAAAAGUACAAAACCAUUCAUACUUUGAGUGGAGCAAUAUUAGUUGA
Messenger RNA from Sphenostylis stenocarpa, 1746 nucleotides. NCBI's taxonomy places the organism in Eukaryota, Viridiplantae, Streptophyta, Magnoliopsida, Fabales, Fabaceae. The record is from the annotation of a GenBank genome assembly.